This is a messenger RNA of Purpureocillium lilacinum, 1962 nucleotides long. RefSeq lists its product as uncharacterized. Gene Ontology annotation, molecular function: DNA-binding transcription factor activity, RNA polymerase II-specific; zinc ion binding. NCBI's taxonomy places the organism in Eukaryota, Fungi, Ascomycota, Sordariomycetes, Hypocreales, Ophiocordycipitaceae. The record is from RefSeq and is a predicted model, not a curated record. Gene Ontology annotation, biological process: regulation of DNA-templated transcription.
AUGGUUUACUGUGGCAAGCCCUCCAAGGGCUGCUCCAACUGUCGCGAGCGCAAGAUCCGCUGCGAUCAGAGGAUGCCCACUUGUGGUCAGUGCGAGAAGCGUAACCAGAAAUGCCCCGGCUACCGUAACAUGGUCGACCUCAUGUUUCGCGACGAGAGCAAUCAUGUCAUCAAAAAGGCCAACACGGCCCGCAAACGCCUCAACAAGUCGCGCGAGGCGGCCAACGGCUCAGCCAGCGGCGGAUCAACCGCUCUCCCGUCUCCCUCGCCUCGCUCUUCCUCCUCCUCUUCCGAAUCACCUACUGCCACGACCCUGGUCCACCAUUCGCGACCUUUCAUUGGCACUCCGAAAUCUUCAAGUAGUGUCGAUGGCCUAUCGCCAGAUCGCGAGCCGCUCGGCGAGACUCGCCUUCCCAACGACACACGGCAGAUCCGGCGCCAUCAUGCCGAUGUUGGCAGCGGGACCGUAACCGCGGCCGCCUCCGAAAUCCCCUAUGCCCUCACUCCAUCCCUACAGGAGCGAGGUGUCGCCUUCUUCUUCGCCCGCUAUGUCGCCACGGACCACGGCUGCUACCAAAACUACGACUUCAUCUACGAUGUGUGGAGGCCUCCGCCCAACGUCGACAUGGCCGACAUGAACGACGGCAUCCUGGCCAGCAUGACUGCUGUAGGCCUCACUGGCUUGUCCAAGCUGACGCGCUGCCCCGAAGCAAUGACCAAGGCACGCCAAAGCUAUGUGCUGGCCCUCCAUCUCGCCAAUGAGGCUCUGCGCGACCCCGUUGUGGCCGUCAAGGACAGCACCAUGCUCGCCGUCCUCAUCCUCGGAACCUACGAGUUCGUCUCUGGGCGAACGCCGCAGACGAUACGCGCCUGGCAGGACCAUGUCAAUGGCGCUGCUGCGCUCGCCACGAUGCGGGGCGCCGGCCAGUUCCGCACUAGAGCCGGCACCCGCAUGUUCAUCAUGCUCUGUCACACUGUGCUCAUCAGUUGCGUCCGAAGUGGUCUGCCCAUGCCCCAGUCCAUGGUCGAUCUGAGGAAUCAGCUGUGGCAUCUAACGGAUACUCGGGGCCCUAUAUGGCGCGUAGUCGACACUUUAUACAACGCGCUCCAGGUCCGCCACGACAUCACCUCUGGCAAGGUUGUGGGAGUGGACGCUAUUGUCGAAAAGCUCUCGGGCGUCGAGGAUCAGUUCGCGGCUCUCGUCGAUAGUCUCCCCAACGGCUUCAAGUAUCGCGAGGCGAAGCUCAUGAAACCUCACCCAGCGGUCAUGGGUGAUUCAUGCCACAUCUACCUCGGCCUGACGCAGGCCACGACCUGGAACGGCAUGCGGACAAUGAGGAUGCUCGUACAGGAAACCAUUCUGGAUGUUCUGUAUCACAGUGUCGACGACCCCACAAAUCUGCCUGCCCACCACCAAAUGCAGAUGGCCAAGGCGAUGAAGCUAAUACGGAUGCUCGGCGAUGCCUUUGUGGCAAGUGUGCCGCAGCACUUUGGCGUUGUGAGCUCCAAGGACGUGAAGCGCGAUGACCGCGGCCGCCGGACCGUCACGCCCGUCCCGACUUCCAAGCUGCCCUGUCGAAUUAUCUCCUCGUCAGCACCAAAGAGUCUUCCAGACACGCCUUCAAACAAGCAGGUAUCCGUCCCGACGCGGAGCCCCACGCUGCUCGACCCAACGCAGUCGACUGGCCACGAAAAGGGCCACGAGCGGUUCUUGACCCUUGCGACCGCCAGCCACACAAUCAUCUGGCCCCUGUACACAUUGGGGAUGUCAUCUUCGUGCACGCCGGAGACCAUGGCCUACGUACUUGACCGGCUCGAUGCCAUCUACAAGGAAACGGGCUUCGAGCAAGCUCGCACCGUGUCCAACAUUAUUCGGGAAAAGGUUCAUGCUCUAUCGUGGGACGACUUCCCCACCGCAACUCUGCCGACGUUGCCCGAAGGGUCAUUGCCAAUCAUGGUGUAA